This is a messenger RNA of Colletotrichum scovillei, 723 nucleotides long. RefSeq lists its product as uncharacterized. Gene Ontology annotation, molecular function: FAD binding. The record is from RefSeq and is a predicted model, not a curated record. Bases 1 to 723 code for a protein of 240 amino acids. The transcript has 2 exons. Lineage: Eukaryota; Fungi; Ascomycota; Sordariomycetes; Glomerellales; Glomerellaceae.
AUGCCCCAAUUCAAAGUUAUCAUUAUCGGCGGUGGGCUCGCUGGCGCACUGCUUGCCAACGGUCUGUCUAACAAUCAGAUUGACUGGGCUCUCUACGAGAGAGACGACGAAGAUACGAAGAGAGAGGGUUACCAGAUCCGUCUCGGCGAUGCUGCAAUCAAGGGCUUAACAUCGUGUCUGGACAAGGCGACUUUGUCACAGAUAUCACGCAGGCUGGGACAGUCAAUGAGCAAAACACUAUCAGCGCCAACUAUUUGCAACAGACGAUUUCAGCCUGUCCUGGAUCUGUCCAGCAUUCACAUGUAUUCGAAAUCGGCUGCCAUAAACCGCGUGGUGUUGCGCGACCUUCUGCUUGAACCUGUCGCCAACACGGGCCGGGUCAGGUUCGGCAAGGCGUUUAGCCACUAUGAGAUUGAGAGUGACGAUGAGGGGCAUGAGACUGUUGUCGUUCAUUUUGCCGAUGGCUCUUCCGACACCUGCGACGUCUUAGUAGGGGCUGAUGGAAGUGGAUCUAAAGUCAACAAGCAGGUCGGUGCAAACAACCUAGUUGAUAUCCGGAGCCACUGGGCAUUUGUGUCCAAAGGAAGCCUUCCUGUGGAACGAAUCAGAGAACUCCCUCAAAGGCUGCUCAAAGGGCCCAUUAUCACCUUGGCGAAUGGCGUCACCUUUUUCUAUUCUCGUGGGUCACGUUGGAAACUCCCACAGUCGGAAUCAUCGAUCUGA